Triticum turgidum subsp. durum (durum wheat) is the source of this 492-nucleotide messenger RNA. NCBI's taxonomy places the organism in Eukaryota, Viridiplantae, Streptophyta, Magnoliopsida, Poales, Poaceae. The record is from the annotation of a GenBank genome assembly.
AUGGAGGACCUACCGGAGGCUCUGGUGAUAGAGACUCUCAAGAGGAUCACCAAGACAAGUGAUCUCAAUUCUCUUUCCCUUGUGUCAAAGGAGCUCUUCAAGAUAGAGGGGAAUCAGAGAGGUGCUAUCCGUGUUGGUUCCGGUCUUUGCACUGCUACAAAAGCACUGGCAUCAUUGUGCGCCCGGUUCCCAAAUCUGCGGAAAGUGGAAAUUGAUUACUCUGGUUGGAUACCUGGACAUGGAAAGCAGCUGGACAACGAAGGCCUUCUUGUGUUCUCAUCUCGCUGUUCCUCGCUGAUUGACCUCACCUUGAGCUUCUGCACACGCAUCGAUGACUCUGGGCUUGCUUGUUUAGCUCAUUGCAAGACAUUGGUGUCUCUCAGGCUCAACUCGGCACCAAAAGUAACGUCAGUUGGCCUUUUCUCGGUUGCAGUUGGCUGCACAAAUCUAUAUGCUCUCCACCUUUUGACUGUGAGAAAAUCGACAGUGUAG